CCACCCCAUGAAGCCUUCUCUCUGUCCCUCACAACCAUCAUUCACCUAUAUAGCUUUCUCAUAGAUCUCCAUCACAACCCACUUCAUAAGGGCCUCACCUCAACCCUUUCACACAUCGAUCCCUCACAACCCUUUCUGCCAAAUGAGGAAACCUGACAUCAUGGGAAAAGACAUUAAACUCAACACCACCACCAUUAACACCACCACCAACACCACCACCAACAACAACAACAACAUUAAUAAGAGCAAGCUAAGAAAAGGGUUGUGGUCGCCUGAGGAAGAUGAGAAACUGAUAAGGUACAUGAUCACUAAGGGACAAGGAUGUUGGAGUGACAUUGCGAGAAAUGCUGGGCUUCAAAGGUGCGGCAAAAGUUGUCGUCUUCGUUGGAUCAACUACCUCAGACCUGAUCUCAAACGUGGUGCAUUCUCACCCCAAGAGGAAGAACUCAUCAUUCACUUGCACUCCAUUCUUGGAAACAGAUGGUCUCAGAUUGCUGCACGUCUUCCUGGUCGCACUGACAAUGAAAUCAAGAAUUUCUGGAACUCCACACUGAAGAAAAGGUUGAAAAUGAACAACAACAACAACAACACUUCAUCACCAAACAACAGUGACACAUCAGACCCUGGAGAUGUCAUGGGGGGGAUAAUGGCGAUGAAUGAUCAGCAUGACCUCAUGACCAUGUGCAUGGACUCCUCCUCAUCAACAUCAUCAUCAUCCAUGCAAUCCAUGCAAGCCAAUAACAUGCCACUAACCGACCAAUUUGACCCCUUUCCCUUGUUGUCCAACCGCUAUGACAUGACCACCGGCGCAGCCGGUUUCCUUCACAACAUGGCUGCAUGCUUAACACAAGUUGGUAUGGUAGAUCAUGAUGAUGGGGUUGUUCAUGGUGGUUAUGGGGCAUUGGAACCUAAUAAAAUGGGGUUAGAAAGCGACUUUUCCCUUCCUCCACUAGAGAGUAGAAGCAUUGAGGAGAAUUCUAGUACCCCAAUUGAUGAGAAAAGCCAUAACAACAACCACUUCAAGAACAGUUGCUUCAGUAACACUGAUAAUCACCAUCAUCAUCAUCAUCAUCAUCGUAAUUUUCAAACCUCCAACAACGUAGUUGUAGAGGAUUUAUUUGGUUUUGGAAAUCAUGGGCAAGGGGAAAACUUUAGAAUGGGAGAAUGGGACUUUGAGGGUUUGAUGCAAGACAUGUCCUAUUUCCCUUCCCUUGAUUUCCAAGUUUAAGAAACUCAUUAGAUCCACCUCACAACACAUAAAACUCAGCUUAAGUAGCUUUCCAAACACACAUUAAAUCUUAAUCCCUUUUUCGAGCUUCCUUAUUUCUUCCUUCCAAUUGUGUAAACAAGUCUCUAUUAAGGAUGCUGGUUAAAGAAAACCACCAAAUAAAUCUCUUUUUUUCUUUUAAAAUUAUGAUCACUAGAAACUACUAUAAUAAAGUGAAUCAAUAGCAUUUUUUAAAAAAAAAAAAAACUUUAACGAGUACCUUAAACAUACUUGUUUGCACUCUCUUUCUACAAGCCCUUUUUCUUGUUUUUUCUUCAUAUUAACUCUCAUUGUUUCUUCCUUCUUUUCUUGCUUUUAUUAAAAAAAAUUGUCAAUUGUUCUAGCUAGAUUUAUUUAGUUGUACAACAAAAAAAAUUGCAGUGUACACGUAUAUAGGGUGGGCCUGAGAUCUAUAUACAUAUUUCUUGCUUUGUUUGUGCCCUAGCUGUUUCCCUGUUAUGUGUUUCAUGUCAUUUUCAAGGAAUAGCUUGGUUGGUGCAAUAAUGUAAAAGAGAAAUGUGAAUAGUGAUACUUUAGAAUGUCAAGAGAAAAAUAAAGCUAAGUUGAAAUUGUAUGUAGUAUUGUGUAUAACACAAGGAAUAAUGUGGAGUUGAAAGUGGUUAUUUAGUGCUAGAUAAUAAUAUAGAUCUUUCAUACCAUAUGUAAACAC
Messenger RNA from Vigna unguiculata (cowpea), 1937 nucleotides. RefSeq names its product transcription factor MYB46-like. The record is from RefSeq and is a predicted model, not a curated record. NCBI's taxonomy places the organism in Eukaryota, Viridiplantae, Streptophyta, Magnoliopsida, Fabales, Fabaceae.